UCACAUUGAAGCUGUCAGUUACAAAGUGACAAAACUGGUACCUGGGAAAGAAUACAUAUUCAGAGUUGCUGCCAUGAACAAAUUUGGGGUUGGGGAAUUUCUGGAAUCCGACCCCUUCAUUGCACAAAACCCAUUUACAACACCUAGUGCACCCUCUACCCCUAUAGCGAGUGCUGUGACUGGCGACUCUGUAUUGCUAACAUGGGAAAGGCCUGAGACUGAUGGAGGCUCAGAAAUUGAUGGCUACAUCCUGGAGAAACGUGACAAAGAAGGUGUUAGGUGGACUAAAUGCAACAAGAGAAGACUUAAUGACUUGCGUUUCCGCUGCACAGGGCUCACUGAGGGACGUUACUAUCAGUUUAGAGUAUUGGCUGAGAAUGCUGGCGGUGUUGGGGAACCCAGUGAACCAAGUGAGUAUAUCAAAGUAUGUGAAGCUUCCUAUCCGCCUGGUCCCCCGACCAACCCAAAGGUGAUAGACUAUUCCAGCAGAACUGUGUCUCUGACAUGGUCAAGGCCCAUCUAUGAUGGUGGAGCAGCCAUCAGUGGGUUUGCUAUUGAGAUGAAGGAAGCAAUGGAAGAUGAGUGGAUCACAUGCACACCAAACACAGGGGUAGAGAACACAAACUACACUGUGAUGAGACUGAGAGAAAAUGCUUCUUACAAUUUUCGUAUACGUGCGAUAAACGCAGCUGGGGUUGGAGAGCCUGUGGAUCUUCCUGGGACUGUGGUAGCUGCUGAAAAACUGGAGGCCCCAGAUAUUGAGCUGGACAGUGCCUUGAGGAAGAUUGUCAGUGUUAGGGCCUGUUCCACUUUACGUCUCUUUGUCACUAUCAGGGGUAGACCAGAGCCUGAGGUUAAAUGGUCAAAGGAAGGUGGUGCCUUCAGUGAGCGUGCUCAGAUUGAGGUGACAAGCUCCUACACAGUGUUAUUGAUUGAGAAUGUCAAUAGAAAUGACUCUGGAAAAUACGUGUUGACUGUUGAGAACUACAGUGGUUCAAAAUCAGCUUUCAUCAAUGUCAGAGUAUUGGACUCCCCCAGCGCACCAACUAACUUAAAGGUGAUGGAUGUAAAGAGAGAAUCCGUCUCAAUCUCUUGGGAGGCACCUCUCAUUGAUGGAGGAGCAAAGAUUUCGCACUAUAUAGUAGAAAAAAGAGAGGAGGCUAGAAAGGCAUUCACAAGUGUCUGCAGCAACUGUAUGAGAAACUCAUACAAAAUUGACAAUCUCCAGGAAGGAUGCUUUUAUUAUUUCCGUGUCCUUGCUGUAAAUGAGUUUGGCACUGGCUUGCCAGCACUGAUCACAGAUGCUGUUAAAGUGUCUGAGGCUCCACUUCCUCCUGGCAGGAUCACACUGAGUCAUAUCACUUGCAAUAGUGCAAGCAUCUCUUGGGAGAAACCUGACCAUGAUGGAGGAAGCAAAAUAAUAUAUUAUGUUGUAGAAAUGCAGGCCAAGGGAGAUAACACAUGGACCACAUGUUCAGAGGGUAAAGCACAUGAAGUGACUGUUAAUGGACUGGCAAAAGGAAAGGAAUAUUUAUUUCGUGUGAGUGCUGUGAAUGAAAAAGGGAAAAGUGAACCAAAGUCUCUUUUGGUACCAAUUACAGUUAAUGACACAAGUGCUCAGCCCAUUAUCAAUUUGCUGUCCAACAUAUUCAGUGUGAAGGCCGGAAAUGAUUUAAAGGUUGAUGUUCCAUUUAAGGGUGUACCACCACCAACUGUAGAAUGGAAGAAAGAUGGCAACUUGCUGAAAGAGACAAGCAGGGUAAAUGUGUACACAUCUGACACAUCAUCCCAGUUGACCAUCAAAGAUGCAACCAGAAUAGAUGCUGGCAUGUAUGAGGUGACCGUAGCAAACUCAGUUGGAACCACAUCCAUUGAAAUCCAUAUAAAUGUUUUUGAAAGACCCGGACCUCCAAGUGAGCUCAAUGUGGAUGAAGUGAGCGCUGACUUUAUAUCUUUGUCAUGGCAGCCCCCACAUUAUACUGGAGGGUGUGAAAUUAGUAACUAUGUUGUUGAGAAGAGAGACACAGGCAGCACAAUAUGGCAGGCUGUGUCAGCUACAGUUGCCAGAACAUCAAUCAAAAUUCCUCGCCUAACACAGGGCACUGAAUAUCAGUUUCGUAUUGCUUCAGAGAAUCGCUACGGCAAAAGUCAAUUUGCUGAGUCACAACAUAUUGUUGCUCAGUAUCCUUUCAAGCCACCUGGUCCCCCAAUAAAUCUACUUGUUGUAAAUGCCUCCAAGUCCAUCAUGGUAGUGGCAUGGUGCAAACCAGAAAGUGAUGGUGGCAGCCCUAUUAUUGGUUAUCACAUUGAAUGCAAAGAUCAAAGCAGUAUUUUGUGGAAAAAGUUAAACCGAAAUCUGUUGACUGAGAACCAGUUUAAGGUAACAAGUGUUGAAGAAGGUUUGAUUUAUGAGUUUAGAGUCUAUGCUGAGAAUAUGGCUGGUGUUGGACCAUGCAGUAAAGCAUCUCAGCCUGUAGCAGCUAGAGACCAGUGUGAUCCCCCGAGCAGCCUUACAGUCACCAAUGUAACUAAUAGCUCAGUGUCUCUCUCAUGGGACAAACCAGAAUAUGAUGGUGGGGCUAAAAUAACUGGAUAUGUUGUUGAGCGUAAACAGCAUCCAGAUAGUUGUUGGCUGAAAUGCAACUUUACAAAUCUACUGGACACCUUCUUGGAAGUGACUGGCCUGGAAGAGGGUGAACAGUAUGAUUUUCGUGUGAUUGCCAAAAAUUCAGCUGAGCUGUUUAGUGCACCUUCUGAAACCACAGGAGCUGUUACAGUACAACAUGAUGUAGAGCCACCUAAAAUUACAAUGGAAGACAAAUUUAGGCAAGCAGUUGUUGUAAAGGCAGGAGAACUCCUAAGAAUAGAUGCUGACAUCUCUGGCCGCCCUAACCCUACUGUGUUUUGGUUGAAGAAUGGUAGAAAUAUAUGCACCAAGGGAAGGGUUGAAAUUAUUGCAACAAAAACACAUACCUCUCUACUUAUCAGAGAGAGUGUUAGGAAAGACUCUGGACAGUACACUCUGACCUUACAGAGCACUGGAGGAACAACCAAUAGAGCUGUUACCUGCAAGGUCCUGGACAGGCCAGGACCACCUGCUGGACCUCUGGAAGUCUCUGGACUCACAGCAGAAAAAUGUACCCUGUCAUGGGGACCACCUAAUGAGACUGGUGGUGCUGAGGUCAUGUACUACAUCGUUGAGAAAUGUGAAACCAGCCGUGUAGCUUGGAUAAUUGUGUAUGGUGACAUGAUGGCAACUACUUGCAAAAUAACCAAGUUGCUCAAAGGAAAUGAAUACCUUUUUAGGGUAAGAGCAGUCAACAAGUAUGGGGAGGGUGAAACAUUAGAAAGUGAGCCUGUUAAGGCCACUGAUCCAUUUACAAUCCCAUCUGCUCCAACGGAUGUUGAGGUCACAAGUGCAACCAGUGAUUCUAUGACUAUCUGCUGGAAGAGGCCUGCCACUGAUGGAGGUAGCCGCAUCAGUGGUUACAUUAUAGAGAAGAGGGAGAAGCAGGGUGUUCGCUGGGGUCGUGUCAAUAAGAAACCAGUCUAUGACUUACGCGUCAAAGCCUCCUGCCUGCAUGAGGGAUGUGAGUAUGAAUUCAGAGUUAUUGCUGAGAAUGCUGCAGGGCUAAGUGAACCAAGUUCUCCAUGCCCUCUAACUCUGGCAGAGGAUCCAACGUUUCUACCUUCCCCUCCUGCAAAACCCAUUAUAGUUGAUUCAUCCAGGUGUUCCAUUACUCUGUCAUGGAACAAGCCGCUGUUUGAUGGUGGAGCAGCAGUCACUGGAUACAAAGUUGAAUACAGAAAAUCCACAGAAGACGACUGGGCAGUUGGUGCUCAUAACACAGAUAAAACAGAGUUUGCAGUCACUGGACUCACACCAGGGGCAGUGUACAUUUUCAUUGUCAGAUCAAUAAACAAGAUUGGUAUCAGUGAGCCCAGUCCUGAAACAGAACCUGAAGUGGCAAUGGAGAGGGAGGAGGAGCCAAGGUACGAAAUAAGCCCUGAGAUGAGGAAGACCCUGAUUGUUAAAGAUGGUAGCUCCUUCACUUUGACUGUGCCUUUCUCAGGCAAACCUGUUCCCAGUGUGACAUGGGACAAGGCAAAUGUAGACCUUAGAGUCAGAGGAUUGGUCAACACGUACAACUCUGUGACCUCAAUCACAGUGGAAGGGGCAACACGCGAUGACUCUGGCAAGUACAUAGUCAAACUGCAAAAUGUUGUUGGAUCUACCUCUUUGACGCUGAAUGUCAGGGUUUUAGAUUCACCUGGUCCGCCAACAAAUGUAGCAAUUAAGGAUGUGACAAAGAACUCUGCUACUGUUUGUUGGGAUAUUCCAGAGAAUGAGGGAGGAGCCUCUGUCAAGCACUACCUUGUAGAUAUUCGGGACAUCAGCAGAAAAGGGUGGACAAGACUAACGGACAAAUGCCGCCGACUGUCCUACAAGGUAUCUGACCUGGAGGAGGGAGGAAUCUACUUCUUCAGAAUUACUGCUGAAAAUGAGUAUGGGAUCGGUAUUCCAGCUGAAACCAAGGAAGGAACAAAAAUGAGAGAUACAACAGACUGGGAGACAAACCAAGGAGCUUAACUCUCAAGAGCUUGAAGUAAUCAUCUGCUGAACCUCCUGUCAAAAUUCCUUGUCUAUUUCUCAUCAUCAUUCAGCUUUGCUCAGAAAAAUUAGUUAGUAUGCUUUUGUUACAGAAGAUGUACCGGUAGUUUUUUAAAUAUUAUCUCGUAUUUGUUUUACAAUGUUUUAAAGUAAUCAUUAUUAAAUAUUAAAACGUUUUGAUGCUGUGUUUGUUUUGUUUUUGGCUAAUAAACGAUGAUGUUAAG
This is a messenger RNA of Labrus bergylta (ballan wrasse), 4836 nucleotides long. Its product is annotated as titin. Gene Ontology annotation, molecular function: protein binding. The record is from RefSeq and is a predicted model, not a curated record. NCBI's taxonomy places the organism in Eukaryota, Metazoa, Chordata, Actinopteri, Labriformes, Labridae.